Molecule: messenger RNA, 9968 nt
Organism: Astyanax mexicanus (Mexican tetra)
Lineage: Eukaryota; Metazoa; Chordata; Actinopteri; Characiformes; Acestrorhamphidae
Gene: col6a4a
Product: collagen, type VI, alpha 4a
Exons: 42
Coding region: 151-8556 (2801 amino acids)
Biological process (GO): extracellular matrix organization
Molecular function (GO): serine-type endopeptidase inhibitor activity; extracellular matrix structural constituent conferring tensile strength
Source: RefSeq, a predicted model, not a curated record
UAUGAGCUAAUGUGAGGCAGAGUGAGGGUCUGGAGUAGGUCUGACGGAAUACGGGUGGGAUUAUACUCAGGGUAGAGGGGUUUACCGUGUUUGGAGGAUUGAGAUUCCCUCCCUGCGCUCCAGCCUCAUGACUCACUGAGCACUGCAGUCAUGGGGUUGAUAAAAGGACUUCUGUCUUUCUUCAUUUUAUCAUCAUGCUACCUUUCCAGCAGUGCCCAGAAAACUGUUUGCACACAGGAAGCCUUGGCUGACAUCGUGUUCCUGGUGGAUGGCUCAUGGAGUAUCGGCACAGAGAACUUCCAGAGGAUGCGCGAGUUCCUCUUCACCUUGGUGGACAGUUUCGACGUGGGCCUUGAAAAAGUGCGAAUUGGCCUAGUACAGUACAGCACCACGGUCCACACCGAGUUCUUACUUAACGGCUACAACUCUAAACAAGAGAUUCUUGACUACAUCUCAAAUCUGCCAUACAGGGGUGGUGGCACUAAGACAGGUCUGGGCUUAGACUUCCUCCUAAGGUACCACUUUAAAGAAGAGGCAGGGAGCCGCGCUAAAAAAGGGACACCUCAGAUCGCUGUGGUAAUCACAGACGGACAGUCACAGGACAAUGUGGAGCCGUACGCCCAGGAGCUGAAGCAAAAAGGCAUCAUACUCUAUGCUAUUGGGAUUAAAGAUGCUGACAUGGAUCAGCUGAAGGAGAUAGCCUCACAGCCUCAUGACCAACACAUCUACAGUGUGUCCGAUUUCACGGCUCUGCAGGGAAUCUCCCAGAGCUUCAUCACUGUACUCUGCUCCACAGUGGAGGAGGAGGCUAAACGUCAGGUGACCCAAGUGCCAGACUGCAGGGCGAACUUGGCUGACAUUGUGUUCCUGGUGGAUGGUUCUAGUAGCAUUGGUGAUGCAGAUUUCCUGAGAAUGAAGCGCUUCCUCCACGCAUUCAUACAGGGUCUUGAAAUUAGUGCCGACAGUAUCAGGGUCGCAGUGGUGCAGUUCAGUAAUAACCCUCAUGAAGAUAUCCCGCUGGGCGACUACGCAGACAAAAACGAGCUCCUGGAGAAGGUGGACAGACUCGUUUACCACAGAGGCAACACUGAAACUGGAAAAGCCCUCAACUUUAUUAAAGACAGAUACUUCACUCAAGCAGGCAGAAUUCAGGCCCGUGCAAAUGUGCCCCGCAUUGCCGUGGUGAUCACAGACGGAGAUUCGGCUGAUGAUAUGAAGACUCCGGCCCAAGAACUGAGAAGAGAAGGGGUUUUGAUCUUCACCAUUGGGGUUGGGGAAGUCAAUAUGGCGGAGCUGCAGUCCAUUGCCAAUAAACCACAUCAGCGGUUUGUGAUCAGCUUUGUAAACUAUGAGGCACUGGUGAACGCUGCUUCCAACAUGAUGAACACAGUGUGCAUCUCGAUGGAGGACAAGCAACGGGCUCUGGCUCCAAAGUAUUCCGAUGUGUUUGUGUUGGUGGACAGUUCAUCUCAGCAAAUUGCUAAUAUAAGAAAGUUCCUUAUUCAGCUUGCCACUCAACUCGACGUGGGGGCUAAAGUCAACCGGAUGGCUCUGAUUCAGUUUGGCGGCGAAGUAAACGUUGAGUUCCUUUUAAAUGCUUACAAUACCAGAAGGGAGGCAAUUGCUCUUAUUCAGAAGUUCCAGCUCAGAAGCAGCGGGAGGAGCAACCUCGGACAAGCGAUGGACUAUGUGCGCACUCGUCUCCUUAAUUCUGAAUCAGGAAGCCGAAUUGCCCAGGGUUUCAAGCAGUAUCUACUAGUGGUGGGCAAAGGAGAAACUGACACCGCUGUGCUGAGGGCAACACGUGCAUUGAAGGCUGAAGGAGUGAAGAUUGUCGAGGUUGAUACAAGCAAAAGAGUCGAUAUAGUAUUUUCCGGAGCUCUUCCAGGGAGUUCAGGUGUUCCGGUUUUGGAUAAGACUGUGAUAGCUCCUGGAAGAACCUUCUUUAGUGCCACUCAAGAUUUAACGAACAUAGUACAAGAUGUGAAGGACUCCAUCAAUGUUCCGGACGUGAUUAGUGUCAGUGGAGACUGCAAGUCAGCUCAGGUGGCAGAUAUUGUGUUUAUCGUGGACGCGUCGGACGCCAUCUCUGAUUCUAAUUUCAAUCUGGUGCGGGACUUUCUCCACAGCUUGAUUAAAGGCCUGGAUGUCGGCUCCGACAGCAUGAGGAUAGGAAUGGUGCUGUACGGUAACGAGCCCAAGGCUGAAUUCUACCUAAAGACAUUUGAUAACAAGCCUGACAUCUUGCAGUACAUUCAGAUUUUGCCGUACAAGGGCGGCAAGGCCAACACCAGCAAGGCCUUAAAGUUUGCCCGAGAAAAAGUCUUCAGCAAAGAACUGGGCAGCCGACGCGCCCGAGGGGUGCUGCAGAUCGCUUUCGUCAUCACAGAGGGGGAGUCGCCGGACGAUGUCACAUCGGAGGCCUCCAAGCUGAGGCGCUCCGGGGUGAGGGUCUACGCUCUGGGAAUUCAACACAAAAAUGUGACACAACUGAUGCAGAUCGCAUCUUACCCUCCCAGGAAGUAUGUGUACAAUGUGGACAGCUUUGCUAAGCUCAACAUAAUGGAACAAUUUCUCAGGAAGACUCUGUGUAACAACGUCAUGCGUAGAACUGUUGCCAAAAUUAAUCAGUUCAACAUAAAGCAAGGAUGUCUCCAGACAGAAGAAGCCGACAUCUAUUUCCUCAUCGACCACUCUGGAAGCAUUGAACCACCAGACUUUCAGGACAUGAAAAAGUUCAUUCUGGAGGUUUUGCUGCAUUUUAAUAUCGGGCCUAAACAGGUCCGUGUGGGAGUGGUGAAGUUCGAGAGUACACCUACAUUAGAGUUUACAGUGACGCAGUACGGAGACAGAGCUUCCAUUGAGGGAGCUGUGAGUAACAUCGUCCAGAUAGGUGGAGGCACGGAGACAGGCAGGGCCCUGACAUUCAUGAGGCCGUAUUUUAUUGAGGCCAGAAAGACACGCGACACAAGGGUUCGCGAGAUUCUUAUUGUCAUCACUGAUGGAGAGUCCACGGAUGAGGUGAAACAGCCAGCAGCAGCUCUGAAGAGUCAGGGGGUGUCCAUCUACGCCGUUGGUGUGAAACAGGCCAACAAAACCCAGCUGCUAGAGAUGGCAUCAAGCCCAAGCAAGAUGUUCUUUGUUGAAAACUAUGAUUCACUGAAGCCUCUCAAAGAUGAAAUUGUUACGGAUAUUUGCUCAGAAGACGCCUGCAAGCAAAUGAUGGCGGAUAUCAUCUUUUUGGUUGACGGUUCGUGGAGCAUUGGUGCUGAGGGCUUCUCGAAGAUCAAGAAGUUUGUGAAUAAUACAGUCUCCAGGCUUAAAAUAGGGAAAGACAGCGUACAGGUUGGGCUAAUGCAGUUUGGCACCAACCCACGGACUGAGUUUCAACUAAACUCUUAUUAUGACAAAGUGCAGAUGAUGAGGGCUGUCAGUCAAACUGUCCAUGCUGAGACAAAUCCUGAGAUUGGAAAGGCACUUAAUGAGCUGCCAAAGUUCUUUGGUCCAACGAAAGGAGGACGCCAAAAUGCCCCAAAGUUCCUCAUUCUGAUCACAGGCGCUGAGUCUAAGGAUGAUGUUAAUGCUCCAGCCAAAGCCCUUAGAGACAAGGGGGUUACAAUUUACUCCAUAGGCAUUGGCGAAGCUAAAAGCUUACAGCUAAGGAAUAUCAGUGGAUCUCCCAAACAGGUGUACAUGGAGAGGAAUUUGGAUGCCUUGGAUUUGUUGGAUGAAAACCUGUUGCUGAAGAUCUGCAACUCUGCUGAUGACUGUCAGAAAACGCAGGUGGCGGAUGUGGUCUUCUUGGUGGACGGUUCAACAAGCAUUGCCGAGGAGGACUUUGAUAAAAUGAAGAUUUUCAUGAAUUUAGUGGUCAACAACACAGAAGUUGGAGAAAAUUAUGUCCGCUUUUGUACUAUUGUCUACUCUAACACCCCUGAGGUCAAAUUCAACCUGAAAAAGCACUAUACCAAACGAGAGGUUAACAAUGCUAUCAGUGAGCUGAAGGCUCCUACGGGAGAUACCUACACAGCUUCGGCUCUGCAGUAUUCAAUACGCUUCUUUAGUAAGGCCGAAGGUGGGCGAGCUGAAGAUGGUGUCCCGCAGUUGAUGUUUGUCAUCACGGACGGUGAGGCCACAGACCAUUGGGAUUUGCCCACACCUGCUCGUAAACUUCACGGUCUUGGAAUUAAUGUAUUCGGCAUUGGAGUGGGGGAGGCAAAAGAAGAUGAGCUAAUGACGAUUGCCUCCAACCCGAAGAAUGUUUUUAAGGUUGACAACUAUGAAGCUUUGAAAUCCUUGCAUCAAAACAUCUCCAAUGUGCUGUGCAACAAUUCCAAACCAGAAUGUUCGACGGUGGCAGCAGAUUUGGUCAUUUUAAUCGAUGGCUCUGAAAGCAUCGAAGACGCGCCAUGGAACACCAUGAUAAACUUUAUGAUGAGCUUUGCUGACAGCCUUCGUGUCAGAGAAGACCUUUUCAGAAUAGGCGUAGCCCAAUUCAGCACUGGAUAUAAGAAGGAAUUCUACUUGAAUGAACAUAUGGAGCCAGCAGCCAUAAAGAAGGCAAUCAAAGACAUCAAGCAGAUGAAAGAUGGGACUAAUAUUGGAAAUGCUUUGUAUCAAGUUGAUGAGUUCUUUCAAUCUGCGGCGGGCAGCCGUAUAAAUAGUGGCAUUUCCCAGAACCUGCUACUGAUCACUGAUGGAAAAUCGAAUGACAAUGUCUAUAAUGCUACUGAUAGACUGAGAGCCAGGAAUAUUAAUAUGUUUGUCAUUGGAAUAGGGCAAAUCUCCAUGAAACAGAUUGAGUAUAUUGCUGGUUCGCAAGACAGGGUGUUUGUCUUGGACUCCUUUGACGCCUUGAAACUCAAUACAACAAUCCUGGAGGUCAUUAGUCAUAUUUGCCAACAAGGUGAAGAGUCAGAAUGCACUGUAGACAUUGGUGUUGGAUUUGACGUCUCCCGCAUCAGUGCAAGUUCACAAUCGCUCUUCACCGGCCAGAAUAAGCUGCAGACCUACCUGCCUGAGAUUAUCAGAUACAUUUCAACUUUGAACAAUCUGUGCUGUCUCAAAGAGCCCACUCUACAAACCAAAACAGGCUUCCAGGUGGUUGCUAGGGAUGGAACGAUGCUCUAUGAUACUAACUUUGAGACGUAUAAUGAGGAAGUGAUAAAGAAAUUACUGGCUGUACAGAUUGCACAACCUUUGGCCUUCAAUUCCCAGCUUCUACGGUCUUUUCAACUUAAGCAUGCAGCCUCCACGACUGGUGUGAAGAUCGUGAUUAUCUUCUCUGAUGGCCUAGACGAUUCCGCUGAUGUCCUUAUGCGUGCCUCACAGGAUCUCAGGAAUAGUGGUGUGGAUGCGCUGCUGAUAGUAGCGCUGGAUGGAGUCCAGAGCACCGUGGAGCUGCAGAGGCUGGAGUUUGGACGAGGAUUUGGCUACAAGGAGCCUCUCACUAUUGGCAUGCAGAGUGUGGCCAGUGCCAUACACAAGCAGAUUGAUUCUGUGACGUUGAGAGAGUGCUGCAAUGUGAUGUGUAAGUGCGCCGGCCAAGAAGGUAUGCGAGGACCUCGAGGACCUUCAGGGAUAAAGGGGAAUCCUGGACAGAAAGGACACCCGGGAUUUCCUGGAGAGGAGGGAGGAAUUGGAGAGAGAGGGCCUCCAGGUCUGAAUGGAUCUCAAGGACAUCAAGGCUGUGCUGGUAAAAGAGGCCUAAAGGGCAGCAGAGGCUACAGGGGUGACAUGGGAGAAGAUGGAGAGCAUGGUUUGGAUGGAGUUGAUGGAGAACAGGGUCUGACUGGAGCUUCGGGAUCUUCUGGAGAGCGUGGAGAUGCAGGAGGCCCAGGUCAAAGAGGUAUCAGAGGAACUCGAGGUGUGCCGGGAGAAAAGGGGCUCCGGGGGGAUCCGGGUGAAACAGGCCAAAACAACACCGAGCGGGGUCCUAAAGGUGAGCUUGGAAACCCAGGAAUACAGGGUGAGACAGGACAAGAUGGAAACCCAGGAACACCUGGAGAGUCUGGAAAAUCUGGUCAAAAAGGAAGACGAGGCACUGUGGGGCUACCGGGUCCCAGAGGGCCUCCAGGAGCACCGGGACUACAAGGAACCCCUGGGGCUCCAGGGCCAAUGGGGCCCAGUGGUCCAAAUGGUGCUCCAGGACAGAAAGGAACCCCAGGUCUACCAGGACCCCAGGGUCCCCCUGGUUCUCCGGGAGGAAUUGGAUCUAAAGGAAACAUAGGACUGAGAGGACAAAAGGGUCAACUAGGGGAUCCUGGAGAUAAGGGAUCAGCUGGACCACAAGGCCCUAGAGGACUUCCGGGAACUGACGGUCCAGAUGGAUAUGGAUUAUCGGGACCUAAAGGACAGAAGGGAGAUAUUGGUUUCCCAGGUCAUCCUGGGCUUCAGGGUGAAUCAGGGGAUCGUGGGCCAACUGGAAGUAAUGGGCCUAAAGGCAACAGAGGAAGAGGGGGAAAUGCAGGAAGGCCAGGUGACAUAGGUAAUCCUGGUUCUGCUGGGCCACCUGGACACAGGGGCCCAAAAGGACCUAAAGGAAUCAGAGGAAUGUCUACCUGUCAACUGAUUACCUAUGUCCGAGACAACUGUGUUUGCUGUAAAGCUAAUGCCGCUUGUCCUGCAUACCCCACUGAACUGGUCAUUGGGCUGGACAUGUCUGAUGGUGUGACGCCUGUCCUGUUUGAGAGGAUGCGCACCACUCUUGUCACUCUGCUGGAGGGGCUCAACAUUGCAGAGAGCAACUGUCCCACUGGAGCCCGAGUUGCUGUGGUUUCCUACAGCUCCAACACCAAGUACCUGAUCCGCUUCUCUGACCACCGCCGCAAGAAAGACCUGCUGGAGGCGGUGAAGAACAUCGCUUUGGAGCGCACGUCCAACCAGCGAGACAUUGGAGCAGCCAUGCGCUUUGUGGGGAGGAAUGUCUUUAAACGUGUGCGACAGGGUGUACUGAUGAGGAAGGUGGCAGUUUUCCUGACUGUUGGACAGUCCCAGGAUUUGACAUCCAUUACCACAGCUGUACUAGAAUACAAGGCUCAGGACAUCAACCUUGGCGUUAUUGCAUUUAGGAAUGUUCCGAAUGUUCGUCGUGCUUUUGAGGCUGAUGAGACCGGGAGUUUUAUUUUGUUUGUGCUGGAGAGACCACGGGACCAGGCGACAGCACUUGAGAGGAUCCAACAGUGUGUUGUUUGCUAUGAUCCCUGCACCCCAGCUGUAGGAUGUCCCAGAGUCCCUGAAGUACCUGUUGCAAAAGAGGUGGACCUGGACCUAGCCUUGCUGGUGGAUGGUUCCCGGAACAUACAGGAGGCUCAGUAUGAAGGAGUAAAGGGAGUUUUGAACACUCUUCUGGACCAGAUUGUAGUAAGUCGUCAGCCCAGUAAAACCGACAGGCAAGCUAGGGUGGCUCUGUACCAGCAAAGCUCCACCUACAGCGAGGCACAGGCAUCAGUCAGGCAAAUAUUCAACUUCCAGCAGUUCCAGGAUCACAGCCAGAUGAAGCAGAGCAUCUUCCAAAACCUACAGCAGACUGGUGGAUCCUCCAGGCUGGGCCAUGCCGUGGAGUUCGCAAUCAUGAGGGGUCUUCUCACGGCUCCCAAGCCACGCAAGAACAAGAUGUUGCUUGUCUUUGUUGGGGAGGAGACGGAUUUUUACGACAGAGCGAAACUGGACUUUAUCUCCAGAAUGGCGAAAUGCCAAGGCAUAGUAACCUUCAUCCUUACAGUUGGGGAGCACUUCAACAACACCCAGGUGGAAGAGCUUGCCAGCCUCCCCAUGGAGCAGCACAUAAUUCACUUAGGCCACGUGAAGCAACGAGAGCGAGACUAUGCCCAACGCUUUGUGAGGACUUUCUUCCACAUUCUGAACAGGGAAAUGAACACAUACCCUCCUCCAUCGCUUAGAAGACAGUGUGACAUUUUACAGCAGAGUCAGGGCCAGGGACAGGGCCAGGGACAGGGUGGUGUUGAUAUUUACACUGAUGUCUAUGAGACCGCUGAAAGACUUCCCAUUGACAGGAUUCCUCUGUCAACCCCGGCUUACCCCGAAGAGGAGGAAGAGGUGGAGGAGGAAGAGGUGGAGGAGGUCGUAGUAGAGAGAGGGACCAACCAGGUGAAGAUUGUCUAUAGAAAUGGGACCCUAAUGACCCCAGGACGUGGAGACUCAAAUGCCCAGUGUUCGCUGAGUAUGGACAGCGGCACCCCGUGUGGACAAUAUGUGCAAAGGUGGUACUAUGAUAAAGCUGUCGGUGCAUGCUCACCCUUCUGGUACGGAGGUUGCAGCGGUAACAGCAACAGGUUUAAAACGGAAUUCGAAUGCAUCAACACAUGUAUCCUAACCAGUGAUGUGGCGCUAGACAGGACAGAAGUUUCAACAGAAGAUGUGUGUCUGCUGAAGAACGAUCAAGGGCCCUGCAGAGCAUACCUACUCAAGUGGUUCUACGACACACAGCAGAACGAGUGCGCUCGCUUCUGGUACGGAGGCUGUAAGGGGAACGGCAACAGAUUUGACAGUCAGGAGGAGUGUGAAGACCGCUGUGUGACACUGCAGACCGCAUAGAGACUCCAGGACAACUUCCCUUUCAAAUAUACAUUUUUUUUAAAAUAACUCACCAGCUCACUUUCCUCUGUUUGUAUAAAAUGUGAUGAUUCAAGUCGAUGUCUACAAUUAUUUCCUUAAAUGCUUCAUUUUCACUCAGUUCAUUCAGGUCAGCAACAUCUGUUUAUGUUAAAGGUUUUCAAUUUACCCUCUAUGGAGCCUAUCAAGACUCUAUGGAGCCUAUCAAGACUGCCGUGGGUAUGCUUUAUAAAUGGCAGUUCCAUGGCUUAACACUGGACACAUGCUGUGUUGUAGUCAUUACCAGCCUUUGAAAACUGCAGAGAAAUAAACUGACAUGCUAAAUGUCAUGGGAUAGCAGUUAUAGCAUGUAAAUUGAUCAUGACGUGGUGUUAGCUUGGCGGCUUGGGAAUGAAUUAUGUUCCAGCGAGGCCAGAAAGUGGGCGCCAGAUGGAUGGGACAUUCCAUUUCUGAAAUUAUGCGGGCAUUUAACAUUCCUUAGUCAUUUACAGUUUGUUACAUGUACCAGGAAUAUGCCAUAGAAGUAGGGGUGUGCCAUUUUGUAUCAUAUGCAAAAAUAUCGCCAACAUUUUUAUUCCAUGAAAUAUGGUGUCAUAUCACAUCAGUGUACUACUUUUUUUUAGCAAAUAAAUAAAUAAAUAAAAAAAUCACACUCAUUUCCCAUUAUAUAUCUACUAGAGACAGAUCAUAUCUGUCCAGUAUCAUUCCAUUUACUUCAGUCCUGGAUAUAUGGAGAUAUUUGGAGUGCAUUUUUAAUAUCAUGACAUUCUGGAUCAUUGACUUCUGUUACAAAUCUGAUAAAAUUCUUGCAUUUUGUCGCAGUAGUGUGUUCUUGAAAUAUUUUUUUUAAAUUCAUUAUAGUGAAAAUACCAUGAAAUAUCAGGAUAUUAUUUUAGGUCCAUAUCGCCCACCCCUACAUAGAAGGCAUAAACAACUCAGUUCUGGUCCCAUGACUUUUGGCAUGUCAGGAUAUAUCGUUUUUUUUUUUCUUUUAUUGGAAAACAUGUAAUUGGAACAAAGGUCAAGUUAAUGAUCAUGUAUUUUUUAUACUUGAAAUAUAACUGCAGUUAUAGAAGUAUUCCAGCUUCGGUGCCAUCACUUCACAUAUACUUCAUCUGUAUUGCUGAGCGGGUGUACAUUAAAUGCAGGUCACUAUGUGGGUCUAUCCCUAGUGUUCUAUUAAUAACUUCAGCAAAAAAAAGCACAUUUGGAAUUGUCUAUUAAAUUGACAAACGUUUGAAAUGUUCAAUGUUACGACAAAGGUGCUCAAUCAAUUCCAACGUGCUUAAUUUUAGACAUCAUCACCACUAUGCAGCUCUUUGUUAUAAUGUUUUAGUUUUUAUUUGUUCAUUCUGUUAAACAUUUUGUACAAAUAAACCUGUGGACACAAUUCA